Penicillium manginii is the source of this 1641-nucleotide messenger RNA. RefSeq names its product DUF1365 domain-containing protein. The record is from RefSeq and is a predicted model, not a curated record. Bases 1 to 1641 code for a protein of 546 amino acids. Lineage: Eukaryota; Fungi; Ascomycota; Eurotiomycetes; Eurotiales; Aspergillaceae. The transcript is spliced from 2 exons.
AUGGACCACGUCGGCAUUGCGGAAACUAUGUUCUCUCAGGCAAGCAUUCUAGCCUGGGGGACUUCUGCUUUUGUUAUACUAUCCAUCUAUAUAUUGCAAGCCAGGCAUGCCUUGAGGUCAUCCAGUCGCGCGGCACCGAAGGUCGCCAGCGCCAGCAGCCACGGUAUUCAGCCUCGCACGACGCAAUUUCUGCCAUGUUCCAUCAGACACUGCCGGCUGUUCCCCAAGCAACACAGGUUCAAAUAUCCAUACCUGUCGGUCGGCGUACCGGUUCGAUCGCCAAGCUCGAACUGGUUGCUAUCCGUGGACAAUCAGCCCUGGUGGGAGAGAGGCUGGUUUCAUGUCUCGCCCAAGGACCAUCUGCACCGGGGUCGGGACGGCGCGACCCUUUCUGAAAAUAUAGAUGCAUAUUUAAAGCUUCAGGGCCUGGAACCUUCUGGCUAUCCUUUCAUCUACCUCUUGACUUCACCCCGGUUUCUCAAUUAUGCGUUUAAACCAGCCUCAUUCUGGCUCCUAUAUACAGAAGACCGCACGUUAACUCACAUUGUUGCGGAAGUGAACAACACCUUUGGCGAGCGACGCAUGUAUCUUUUCGAAGCUCCUCCCAAUGGCAACGCAUUCAAAAUUACGAUGCGAAAGGAUUUCCACGUGUCACCUUUUAGCUCCCGCAAGGGCUCCUAUGUGCUCUCCAGCUCAGAUCCUAUGAUCAAAAACCGCAUUUCUCUGACCGUCACCCUGCGGUCCUCAAAAAAACAUACAAAACUGGUCGCUAAUUGGUGGUCCAUUGGCCCUGCGAUUGACCCGGCCACGGUAUCGCUGCUCGAUUCCCUGGGACUCAUCAUGUCCUGGGGCCCAACAAUCCUCACCACAUUCCCCAAGAUUGUGUUUGAGGCUGUCGUGCUCGCCCAAGUCCGCAGGCUGCAGGUCUGGUACAGGCCAGAACCACUGGAAACGGCGAUCCCGCGGCAGCCAAACGCAAACGAGGCGUAUCUAGCCUCCAUUUUUGCUCAGUAUCUGGAGUUUUUCUGGGCACAAUUCGAGGGAAAGUUUUCCGUUUCCAUCGUACCCAGACAUGAAAACAACGAAGGGCUUCCCGGGCAUGGUACCUAUGGCCUUUUGCACAUGCGCAUCGCGAAGGUAGACGACAAGUCUCAGACUCUGAAUCUGACAGUUCAUUCGCCGCAAUUCUAUCGCCAAAUAAACACAUGCCGCAAGCUUUCGGAGUUGCUAGAGAUGGCACUCCUAGAUCCGCACGUGGAGAAUCGUACAGCAUGGUCCAACGAUGCAGUGGCACUGGUCAGCAGUGCUAAGGAUAUUGAGCGCGCAAUGGAGAAAGCGAACGGCGCCGAUUCUGGGAUUGAAGGCUUGUUCAACCCUUACAAAGCCAUAUGGAUUUUGUACAGACAGCUAUUAUGUGCGCGUCCUCUACCUGGAGUUUAUCCGUAUCCAGCUAUCCCCGCCGCAAGAAGUGACAUCGGCUUGCGAGAUGUAUGCCCAGGAUCGGACAAGCUAGUAUCUGAACCUUUCUUGGAUAGCUUCAUCGCUCAAGAAUUUGGCAUAUGGUCUCAACUUCGCUAUAUGGCUGUUGCGUUGCGGCUUCGUUGGAGAACAUGGCUCGCGGGCAUCAUCGGCGGAGAGUGA